GCUGAGAUUGCUGAAAUGUGAAAUACGAGACUUUCCUCGUCCUUUCUGUCCGCGCCAAGCACGCCUACCGUAACACCGCCAGUAGAUGCGCAUCAACAUCCGACGAGCGGCUAUUUGACCGGGCUUUCGUAAGUGACGGCUCAGUUGACCGUAGUCAUCCUCAGGCCUGGGCGUUACCAAGCCGUGCUAGGCUGUGUGGCCGUAGCCGUGUCCAGGAGGGCUUGAUCAAUGCUGGGUCUGGGUCAAUGCUGGGUCUGAGCUCCAUGGUCGCCAAAACCCGGCCGCGUUUGAUUUGGCGCCACUUCGUCCACAGUAGAAUGGGAGACAUGUCUUCCAAAACUCAAAUGCCAGCGCCCGAGACAGCUUUGCCCGGCAGGAGCGACAGCGUCACAGUAUCCGCUAAGCAUGAUGUGAAUGGCAACAGGACUACUCCACCCUUUCCGGAAAGGACAGAGAUGGUCAUGUUUGGAAUGGGCUGUUUCUGGGGUGCAGAGAGGAAGUUUUGGAGACAGAAAGGUGUGUAUUCCACCCAGGUGGGCUACUCUGGAGGAUACACACCUAACCCAUCUUAUGAGGAGGUCUGCACAGGUAGAACAGGUCACACCGAGGUGGUGAGAGUGGUCUUUUAUCCAGAACACAUCAGCUUUGCCAAACUGCUUAAAGUUUUCUGGGAAAGCCAUAACCCCACUCAAGGGAUGCGUCAAGGAAAUGAUAUUGGGACAACCUAUCGUUCAGCCAUCUACACCUACUCCAGCCAGCAGCUGGAACAAGCGCUGGCCUCUAUGGAAGAGUAUCAGAAGGUACUGACAGAACAGGACUUUAAGCAGAUCACCACAGAGGUCACGAAUGCCAAGCCAUUCUACUACGCUGAGGACUACCAUCAACAGUACCUCAGUAAAAACCCACAUGGAUACUGUGGUCUGGGAGGUACUGGAGUCACCUGUCCAAUAGGAGUGAAGGAAUAACCCAGCUGGCAGCUGGAUCCAUCCAGCUCUUCUCCAUUUAACAUGAGCACCGCGUGCAACUGAUUCCACGACAAUAUGGAGGAAAACAAACCUUGUCAAUAUUAUAUUUGCGAUAUAUAUAUAUACAUAUAUAUAUAUAAAACUUUGUUUUAAGAAACACUUGAUUUGCAUCCAACCAAGUGUUUAAAGAACACUUGGUUGACAGCUGAUGAUUGCUUACAGCAUGAAACAGGCUUGUACUGUCUCAUAAAGAAUUUGCUUGACUCACUGGAUUAUUUUGCUCUGUAUUUGUUGAGCACUUUCCCUCCCGUUGAGUGUUUGUUUUAACAAAGUUAUAAACUCAUCAAAGGCAGCUGAUGAGUGCACUGAGCACAAAACAAGCUUGGUCUGCCAUUUAACAACUUUGAGCUAUAAAAUAUAUCUUUGCUCCUGAA
Messenger RNA from Lampris incognitus (smalleye Pacific opah), 1399 nucleotides. RefSeq names its product methionine sulfoxide reductase Aa (gene msraa). The transcript has 6 exons. NCBI's taxonomy places the organism in Eukaryota, Metazoa, Chordata, Actinopteri, Lampriformes, Lampridae. Gene Ontology annotation, biological process: cellular response to oxidative stress. Gene Ontology annotation, cellular component: cytoplasm. The record is from RefSeq and is a predicted model, not a curated record. Gene Ontology annotation, molecular function: peptide-methionine (S)-S-oxide reductase activity. Bases 246 to 965 code for a protein of 239 amino acids.